AUGGCGUCGGACGGGAUGAUUUUAACGAACCAUGACCACCAAAUCCGGGUCGGAGUUCUGACAGUGAGUGACAGCUGCUACCGAAACCUGGCAGAGGAUCGCAGCGGCGUCAACCUCAAAGAUCUCGUCCAUGAUCCGUCCCUGUUGGGUGGUAUGAUUGUGGCAUACAAGAUAGUGCCAGAUGAAAUAGAUGAAAUAAAGGAAACUUUGGUGGACUGGUGUGAUGAAAAGGAGCUUAACCUCAUUUUAACCACCGGAGGUACCGGCUUUGCUCCGAGAGACGUCACACCAGAGGCCACUAAGGAGGUGAUCGAGCGUGAGGCUCCGGGGAUGUCGCUGGCGAUGUUGAUGGGAUCUCUCAACGUCACACCACUAGGCAUGCUCUCCAGACCUGUAUGCGGAAUACGAGGGAAGACACUAAUCAUUAACCUACCAGGAAGCAAGAAAGGCUCCCAGGAAUGCUUCCAGUUCAUCCUACCGGCGCUGCCGCACGCCAUCGACCUUCUGCGUGACGCCGUGGUGAAGGUUAAGGAGGCGGCGGACGAGCUGGAGGACCUGCCAUCGCCGCCGCCGCCUCUCUCGCCGCCGCCCAACAGUUCGCCACGGCGUCAGACGGAGGACAAGGGCGUGCAGUGCGAGGAUGACGAUGAGGAGAAAAAGGACAGCGGCGUGGCAUCUACGGAGGACAGCUCCUCCUCUCAUAUCACUGCAGCAUCCAUUGCUGCCAAGAUCCCGGACUCUAUUAUCUCACGGGGUGUACAAGUGUUACCCAGGGACACGGCCUCUCUCAGCACCACGCCCUCGGAGUCGCCCCGCGCACAGGCCACCUCGCGCCUCUCGACCGCUUCCUGUCCCACACCUAAAGCGCGGCUCCCCUCUUGUUCAUCCACCCUAAGCAUUGCUGAGGCCUCACGGAGAGAAUUCAGGGCUCACCUGGAUGAGGUCAUCACGCUCAAGUCAAGGUACUCUACCUUGGACCAGCUCCAGUGUAGGUUGGAGGGGCUUAAAGAUGAUCGCAGGAGGACCUUCAGCUCUCGAGUGCAGUCACGAUGCAGCAGCAAAGAGAAUAUCCUAAGAUCAAGUCACAGUGCUGUGGACAUUACCAAGGUGGCCCGGAGACACCGCAUGUCCCCUUUCCCCCUCACCUCUAUGGACAAGGCCUUCAUCACUGUGCUAGAGAUGACCGCCGUCCUGAGUACUGAGAUCAUCAACUACAGAGAUGGGAUGGGUCGAGUCCUAGCUCAGGACGUUUAUGCCAAAGACAACCUGCCACCUUUCCCUGCCUCUGUCAAGGACGGCUAUGCUGUGAGAGCCGCCGACGGACCGGGUGACCGCUUCAUUAUUGGCGAGUCCCAAGCAGGCGAGCAGCCCACCCAUACCGUGAUGCCUGGCCAGGUGAUGAGGGUGACAACUGGCGCUCCCAUUCCCUGCGGGGCUGACGCUGUCGUUCAGGUGGAAGACACUGAGCUCCUCCGCGAGUCCGAAGAUGGCACCGAGGAACUGGAAGUACGAAUUCUAGUCCAGGCUCGACCAGGCCAGGACAUCAGGCCGAUCGGUCAUGACAUCAAGCGUGGCGAAUGUGUGCUUGCCAAGGGCACCCAUAUGGGUCCCUCUGAGAUCGGCCUUCUGGCCACUGUGGGAGUCACAGAGGUGGAGGUGCAGAAAUUCCCUGUAGUGGCGGUCAUGUCGACAGGAAAUGAGCUGCUGAACCCAGAGGAUGACCUCCAUCCUGGGAAGAUCAGGGACAGCAAUCGCUCCACCCUGCUGGCCACCAUCCAGGAGCACGGUUAUCCAACCAUCAAUCUGGGCAUUGUGGGAGACAACCCCGAUGACCUUCUCAAUGCUCUGAAUGAAGGCAUCAGCCGUGCUGAUGUCAUUAUCACCUCAGGCGGAGUAUCCAUGGGGGAGAAGGACUACCUAAAGCAGGUGUUGGAUAUCGAUCUUCAUGCUCAGAUCCAUUUUGGUCGGGUCUUCAUGAAACCAGGGCUCCCAACUACCUUUGCCACGCUGGAUAUCGACGGUGCUCGUAAACUUAUUUUUGCCCUCCCAGGAAACCCCGUAUCUGCUGUCGUUACUUGUAAUCUUUUUGUCAUCCCUGCCUUGAGGAAGAUGCAGGGUAUUUUGGACCCAAGGCCCACUAUCAUCAAAGCAAGGUUAUCCUGUGAUGUAAAACUGGAUCCUCGCCCUGAAUACCACCGCUGCAUCCUGACAUGGCAUCACCAGGAGCCUCUGCCGUGGGCACAGAGCACAGGGAACCAGGUGAGCAGCAGACUGAUGAGCAUGCGCAGUGCCAACGGGCUCCUGAUGCUACCUCCCAAAACAGAGCAAUACGUGGAGCUGCACAAAGGCGAGGUGGUGGACGUCAUGGUCAUCGGCCGGCUAUGA
Molecule: messenger RNA, 2385 nt
Organism: Nerophis lumbriciformis (worm pipefish)
Lineage: Eukaryota; Metazoa; Chordata; Actinopteri; Syngnathiformes; Syngnathidae
Source: RefSeq, a predicted model, not a curated record